This is a messenger RNA of Rhinichthys klamathensis goyatoka, 1585 nucleotides long. It is a transcript of the gene mboat7, whose product is annotated as membrane bound O-acyltransferase domain containing 7. The record is from RefSeq and is a predicted model, not a curated record. Lineage: Eukaryota; Metazoa; Chordata; Actinopteri; Cypriniformes; Leuciscidae. Gene Ontology annotation, cellular component: mitochondria-associated endoplasmic reticulum membrane contact site; membrane. The transcript is spliced from 9 exons. Gene Ontology annotation, biological process: phosphatidylinositol biosynthetic process; lipid modification. Gene Ontology annotation, molecular function: lysophospholipid acyltransferase activity. Bases 126 to 1529 code for a protein of 467 amino acids.
AGUGGAAGUGGUGAAUGAGGAGAGAACAGGCUAGUGCUUGGGCGGUUAAAGGGGACUUUGGGAAAUACAAUAUCCGUCAGAAUAACUAGUCUUUGAUAGCACACCUUCAUACCUCACUGCUAAAGAUGUCACCAGAUGAAUUAGUCUAUCUAGGAAUCCUUGGUGCAUCAAUACCUGUAGGAUUCCUCUUCCGCUACCUAAGCCCUCCAGUCAAGCAGGGGGCGGCAUUGCUCUUGGGUUUGAUCAUCUCCAUUGCUACCUGUGGGAUCCACACUCUACACUCUUUCUUUACAGUUUUAGGAACAUGGCUGAUUAUAAAGAUCAGUUGGAGAAGUGCCCCUGCUCUGUCUUUGGGCUGGACGUUUCUGUACCUCCUCUUUUUCCGUCUGGUCACCUGGUUUGGCCUCCCUCAGCCAACACCUUUUGCCAAUGCCAUUCAGCUUCUUUUAACAUUAAAGAUGGUCAGCUUAGCUAAUGAGGUUCAAAGUUAUUACUUGGAGAAGAAAAAGGAAGUGAGCACCUUCACCAAGUCCCCAGUUGUUGGAGGACUUUCCCAUGAGCCUUCACUCUAUGAAAUGAUAUCAUAUAGCUACUGCUAUGUGGGCAUAAUGACAGGUCCCUUCUUCCGCUAUCAGACGUAUGCAGACUGGUUGCAGCAGUCCUGUCCCCUGUCGCUGCCGGGUAAAGAGCCCUGCCUGCAGAGGCUGAAGAUGGUGCCCGUUUACGGAGUUCUCUUUAUGGCUGUCAACUCUGUCUUUCCCUUGUCCUAUGUCCGUACUGAAGAAUUCCUGGAGCACAACUAUUUUUACAGAUUUUUCUACAUGGUGGCAAUAUUCUUUGUAUUCCGGAUGCGUUUCUACUCCGCAUGGUGUGGGGCAGAGGCAGGUUGCAUCAGCGCAGGUCUUGGCUGUUACCCCCAGGGGGCGCUGUCCAAACCUGGGGGAGGACCAACGGUGAAAUAUAGUCCUGAUCCAGACACAGCUGUGGAGUAUGACUUCAAAACUAUCCAGAACAUUGACUGUUAUAAUACAGAUUUCUGCGUCAAGGUUCGGCAUGGCAUGCGCUACUGGAACAUGACGGUGCAGUGGUGGCUUCACCACUAUAUCUACCCCAAUGCCCCUUUCAGAGCAUACGCUCUCAGGGCUGGAUGGACAAUGUUAAUCAGCGCUUACUGGCAUGGCCUCCAUGCUGGUUACUACCUCUCUUUUCUCACCAUCCCACUGUGUAUCGCAGCAGAAUCGUCCAUGGAGGCUUCUGUCAGAGCCCGUCUGGGGCCAAAGGGCCAGAGCAUCUUCGACUGGAUCCACUGGUUCCUCAAGAUGAGGGCUUACGACUGCAUGUGCAUGGGAUUUGUUCUCCUAAAGGCCAGCGACACCGUCAACUACUGGAGCUCCAUAUACUUCAUAAUUCAUAUCAUCGCCAUUGUUUGUAUAGGAGUAGGACAAAUGAUGAAAGGAGGGAAAAAGAGAGAGAGGAGGGAAGGAGCUGAAGGAGAGAAACAGGAUGUGGUAAGAGAGAAGGCUGAGUGAAACAAAUGUGUGAUGUGAUGAUUGUGAUGAUAACUGGAGAGUUGGUAUGUUUACAC